GGCGGCCGGGCGCAGGGAACAUGGAGAGCGAGCGCGACAUGUACCGCCAGUUCCAGGACUGGUGCCUCAGGACUUACGGGGACUCAGGCAAGACCAAGACGGUGACCCGUAAAAAAUACGAGCGGAUCGUGCAGCUCCUCAACGGAUCCGAGUCGAGCUCCACGGACAACGCCAAAUUUAAAUUCUGGGUCAAAUCGAAGGGCUUCCAGCUGGGCCAGCCGGACGAGGUCCGCGGGGCAGGUGGCGGCGCCAGGCAAGUGCUCUACGUGCCCGUGAAGACCACGGAUGGCGUGGGGGUAGAUGAAAAGUUGUCUUUACGGAGGGUCGCAGUGGUGGAAGAUUUCUUUGACAUUAUCUAUUCGAUGCAUGUGGAAACUGGGCCGAAUGGAGAACAAAUUCGGAAACAUGCUGGACAAAAAAGAACGUACAAAGCAAUUUCAGAGAGCUAUGCCUUCCUACCAAGAGAAGCGGUGACUCGAUUUCUAAUGAGCUGCUCAGAGUGCCAGAAAAGAAUGCAUUUAAACCCAGAUGGAACAGAUCAUAAAGAUAAUGGAAAGCCUCCCACUUUGGUGACCAGCAUGAUUGACUACAACAUGCCAAUUACCAUGGCCUACAUGAAGCAUAUGAAACUGCAGCUGCUCAACUCCCAACAAGAUGAGAUGGGAAAGCAAAGCUCUAAGGAUGAAAGUUCAAUAGAAAGUGACGAAUUUGAUAUGAGCGAUUCAACACGAAUGUCAGCUGUGAACUCUGAUCUUAGCUCCAAUCUUGAGGAAAGAAUGCAGAGUCCCCAGACUCUUCAUGGCCAGCAAGAUGAUGAUUCUGCUGCAGAGAGCUUUAAUGGCAAUGAGACGCUGGGGCACAGUUCAAUUGCUUCAGGGGGAACACACAGCAGGGAGAUGGGAGAGGCCAACAGCGAUGGCAAAGCUGGGCUAGAACAGGAUGAGCAGCCCCUGAACCUGAGUGACAGCCCCCUCUCUGCGCAGCUGACUUCCGAAUACAGACUGGAGGACCACGGCAGCAAUGGGAAAAGCAAAUACAAGAACAUUCUAAUUUCUGACCUCAAGAUGGAACGAGAGACAAGAGAAAAUGGAAGCAAGUCUCCUGCACACAGUUACUCAAGCUAUGACUCUGGCAAAAAUGAGAGUGUAGACAGAGGCGCUGAGGACCUGUCACUCAACAGGGGGGACGAGGAUGAAGAUGACCACGAUGACCAUGACGAUUCUGAAAAAGUUAACGAGACAGAUGGCGUUGAAGCAGAAAGGCUGAAAGCUUUUAAUAUGUUUGUCAGGCUGUUUGUAGAUGAAAACUUGGACCGAAUGGUCCCAAUCUCUAAGCAGCCCAAAGAAAAGAUCCAGGCUAUCAUUGACUCAUGCAGGAGACAAUUCCCUGAGUAUCAAGAGCGUGCCAGAAAACGCAUACGUACUUACCUCAAGUCCUGCAGGCGGAUGAAAAGAAGUGGUUUUGAGAUGUCUCGACCCAUUCCUUCCCACCUUACUUCAGCAGUUGCUGAGAGUAUAUUGGCUUCAGCCUGUGAGAGCGAGAGCAGAAACGCAGCCAAGAGGAUGCGACUGGACAAACAGCAGGACGAGUCUGCUCCAGCUGACAAACAGUGUAAACCAGAGGCAGCCCAGGCUACUUAUUCAGCAUCAAAUGUUCCAGGCUCACAGGAGGUGCUGUACAUCAAUGGAAAUGGGACCUACAGUUACCAUAGUUACAGAGGGCUAGGAGGGGGACUGCUAAAUCUCAAUGAUGCCUCCAGUAGCGGACCCACAGAUCUCAGCAUGAAGAGGCAGUUGGCGACUAGCUCGGGAUCAUCCAGCAGUUCAAGCUCCAGACCUCAGCUGAGUCCAACUGAAAUCAAUGCUGUGAGACAGCUUGUUGCAGGAUAUCGAGAAUCAGCUGCAUUUUUAUUGCGUUCUGCAGAUGAACUGGAAAAUCUCAUUUUACAACAGAACUGAGUCAAAUGAUGACCAUAUUCACUGAGUUCUAAAUUUGCAGUUUCCACUAAUGACAUUUUGAUUUCCCAGCAGAGAUACUUCUGGUCUCACUGCACAAUCUUUUAAGAGAAAUACUUCCAUUAUCGCACAUUGUCCCUGAUCCAUAAAGUGAUGUGUUAAGGUGCUUCAAAGGAACUCUAACCUCUGAAGUACUUGAGAUACUUAAAUGGGCCCAGCCUAUUGCUUUUUGUUUUAGUGUGUCAGCAUAAAUAUCAUGGGCAAACAAGGCUGCAUAUUCUUAACUCAAGGAUAAAACAGAAGAAACUUGUGGUAUUAAAAAAAUGUAGUUCAAGAUCCAACUGAAACAUUAGUGGAAUUUGCUACUGACUCAUUGGACUGAAAGCUGAAUUACCUGGCCCCCCCAAAAAAAGCCAAAUUCUUGUUGCUACAGAAUAUAACAACAAUGAAAAGGAUCUUGUAUUUUAAAGAAAAUAUGUAAUUUUUAUAAAAAGAAUACUUGUUUUUCAUUCAGAAUUGUCAUUUUUACUUUGGUAACUUUUUCAUAGGUCCUAAAAGAAAACUGUUUUGAGAAACUACUGUAAGUACUUUUUCCACAUCCCUUUGCCUUCUCUUUCCAAAUUCUUUCUACAAAAAAUAACACUUGAUGCUGGAAAAACCUUUGCCUACGUUCUUUAAAUCAUCACAUCAGGAAUUACUUCCAAAAGAAGCCUGCAUUUCUGCACUAAUACUGGUCUCAAAAAAUCCACUCCAUACUGCAGCUUUACCGUAGCAGUUUUCAUCAGAAUUUUUUAAAUGUUCAUGUUGAAAAAAAAAAAAAUCACUCCUUGGUUCCUUUAGAACUGCUCACUCCUGAUUGCCGCUGCUGUCUUAUAAGCAUCCUUCUAGCAGCGAUUGGAUGUAGAUGACUGAAUGUUAAGAGGUUGCAAGUGACAAUCUGAAAAUUUGCACUCUUGUGUGUGGUUUUUCUUUUCGUUUUUCUCUUUCUGAAAUAUUUCCAAAAAGACCGUUAUGUCUUCUGGUAUGAUUUGUAUAAUUUGCAGUUUUAGCUAAAAAUAAAGAACUCUCAGCGGAUGCAGCUGCAACUUACAAUGAACUGUUCCCUCCUCUUCUCCAUACUUUGCCCUUCUUUCUUCUUUUCCAGUGUUGGAUACACAUGAGUGGUGUUUUCUUUGUGCACUGAGGCAAGCCUGUUUUUAAAAUAUUUAGGAAGAAGUACUUUAGUUCAUACUUCUUGUAUAAUUAUUUAUUUCUGUCUAUGAGCUUUGGUUGGAUUACAAAUUUUUUGUGCAUUCCUGAAUUUGCCUUAUUUCAUGUAAAAUUUAUGUCAUUCAGUUUUUGACAAUGAGUUGAAGGCAUCAGUGAUAUUUCUUAUCUACUUGUUACAUAUAGUUUUUCAAGUAAUGACUGUGAUUGUGACCAAGUAAUGUGCACUUUUUCUUGUAACUGUGGACAUUGCUAUGCUUUUUUCUUCUAGUGUUUCUAGAAUUACUAUUCCUUACAGUUAUGUAAACAAAAAACCCACAAAAACAAAAAAGAGAACUUUUGUGAUACUGUUGGUGAAUAUAAUGUGAAAAUCUUAUUGAAAUAUGAGUAUUUUGGAAAUACAUAGAUGCACAAACAUCUUUUAAAGUGUGGAUUUAGAAUUUGCUUAUUUAAAUGAAAAAUCAUAAAUUGA
Messenger RNA from Fukomys damarensis (Damara mole-rat), 3633 nucleotides. RefSeq names its product nucleolar protein 4 (gene Nol4). Lineage: Eukaryota; Metazoa; Chordata; Mammalia; Rodentia; Bathyergidae. The record is from RefSeq and is a predicted model, not a curated record. Bases 21 to 1958 code for a protein of 645 amino acids. The transcript has 12 exons.